Messenger RNA from Thamnophis sirtalis, 3348 nucleotides. The record is from RefSeq and is a predicted model, not a curated record. NCBI's taxonomy places the organism in Eukaryota, Metazoa, Chordata, Lepidosauria, Squamata, Natricidae.
AUGAAUAAAUGGCAUGUUGAAUGCAUAGUUGAUGAUGAUGAACACAAACGGUUUUGGUGUGGAACAACUCCAGAUGUGGACAAAGACUCUUUAACUGGAUAUUGUCCAGUAAAAGAUGAAAAAGAUGACUUUUUCUGGAUCAAAAAUCACUGGACAGGAGAUCUCUACCAGAUCAAUUCCCAGUCAGCUCUAACAUGGGAUCAAUUUUCAGUCAACCUCCUGUCCUCCAAAUUCGCUUUUGGCAACUGCUAUGAGACAGUAAUGGUAACGCNCAUCAACGAACUAUAUGAACAAGCAUAUUUGACAGGAUUAACAAAUAAUUUUGAAGCCAACUACUGGAUUGGUUUGAAUAAUCCAGAUUUUGACAGUGGAUGGCAGUGGACUAGUAAUCAACCUUUAAGAUAUUUAAACUGGGCUCCAGGUAGCCCCUCUUCUGAAACAGGGAAAAACUGUGGAUUGAUGCAGGGUAGACAUGGUAAAUGGGCAAAUAAUCGGUGUGAACUGAAGCAUGGCUACAUCUGUAAAAGAACGAACUCUUCAAUACAGGCAUCUUCACCUUCUUCAGAGGAUCUUAAGCCAAUUAAAUGUCCAAAUAACUGGGUUGGAUAUGCAAAGCAUUGUUACCGUCUGAACAGAGAUCGCAAAACGUGGAAGGAUGCUUCAGUCUCCUGCCAAAAGGAUGGUGGACAUUUAAUAAGUAUACAUGACAUUGAGGAAUACAGCUUUGUUUUUUCUCAGCUUGGCUAUGAACCAACAGAUAAUUUGUGGAUAGGCCUAAAUGACCAGAAGACUUCUUCAUAUUUUGAGUGGAGUGAUGGUACUACAGUGAGAUUCAUCAAAUGGCAGAAAGGAGAACCCACACUUAUAAGCAAUGUGCAGGAAGACUGUGUCAUCAUGACUGGGAAGAAUGGAUAUUGGGCAGAUCAUUUCUGUGAAGAGGAAUUAGGAUACAUAUGUAAAAAAGAGCCUUCAGAAUUUCUUCCUGGAACAGAUGAAGUUGCUGAUCCAAAAUGCCAGAAAGGCUGGAAAAGGUAUGGUUUCUAUUGUUACUUAAUUGGAGGGACACCUGGAACAUUUUCAGAAGCAAAGACAUCUUGUGAAACAAACCAAGGAUUUCUGACCUCUGUGGAGAAUAGAUUUGAGCAGGCCUUCCUGACCAGCCAAAUUGGACACCAUCCUGAAACAUAUUUCUGGAUCGGCCUUUCAGAUGUAGCAAAUCCAGGGACUUUCAACUGGACCAAUGGAGACCCGGUUCAGUUCACUCACUGGAAUGCAAAAAUGCCUGGCCAAAAUCUUGGCUGCGUUGCCAUGAGAACGGGAGAUGCUGCUGGACUGUGGGAUGUUGUCAAUUGUGAGGAGAAGGCCGCCUUCCUUUGCAAGCAAUUGGCUGAAGGCGUGACGCCUCCUCCAAUCCCGGAACCAACACCCCUUGCCAACUGUCCUGAGGGAUGGAUCGCAAGUCCAACAAGGAAUAUCUGCUUCAAGGCCUAUACAGAGAAGAAAACUGAAAAGAAAACUUGGUUUGAGGCACAUGACUUUUGUAAAUCAAUUGGAGGAGACCUGGCUUCCUUUCAUAAUAAACAAGAGUUUUUAUUAGUAAACAAACUGCUACAAUAUCAAUACAGCUGGGUUGGUUUAAGAAUUGUGGAUUCCAGCCCAGGAUACACUUGGACUGAUGGGUCUCCUGUAAAUUAUGAACCAAACUCACAUUGGUAUUAUUCAGAAAGUGAAAAUAAUGAAAGAUGCAAAUCAAUAUGGGGAAAUACUAGAUAUUGGUCUUCAAAGAGAUGCAGCCUAUUAGGAUAUUGGAUCUGUCAAAUUGCAAGAGAACAUUCUUUUAUAAGAAUUGAAGAUGGCUGGAUUGAAUAUAAAAGCAAUGAGUAUUAUUUCAGUAAUACAAUAAUGCCUGCAGAAAAAGCCAGGAAGUUCUGCAAACAACAUGGUGGCGAUCUUACCACCAUUGAGAGUAAAGAAGAAAAUAUAUUUUUGUGGAAAUAUGUAAGAAAUAUAUGCAAAAAUUACUUUUACAUUGGUUUAACCUUGGGCCUUGACAAAAAGUUCGGAUGGAUGGAUGGAACUCCAGUGACAUAUGAAGCCUGGUCCCCCGGUGAACCCAACUUUGCAAAUGAUGAUGAAAACUGUGUAGUUAUGUAUUCUGAUUCAGGUGUAUGGAAUGAUUUAAACUGUGGUGUUGAGACAACAUUCAUCUGCGAGAGACACAAUAGCUCUGUCCGUACAACUGCAGCGCCCACAUUACCUGCAAUUCCAAAAGGGUGCAGUGAGGGUUGGCUUUGGUUUAAUGACAAGUGCUUCCAAGUAUUUGGCUUCGUAGAAGAGGAGAAGAAAAACUGGAGCGCUGCACGUGAUCACUGCAGAAACCUAGGAGGAAACCUGGCUAGUAUACCAAACAAAGCUGUUCAAGGUACAAUCACUUCUCUAAAUCAUAUGAAUUACAUAAGCUUAACAUUUCUUUUAAAAUCCAGCUCUUACUUUAAUGAUAAGAAUUUUUAUGCCCAAUCUUCUUUCCUAACCUCCAGUAUAUAUAAUCUUUUGCCACUUGGAAAAAGGCGAAAUAUAUUUAUUGAUUCUGGGUACAAAUGGGUAAGUAACAGGAGGCUAGCAUACACUAACUGGGCUGCUGAAGAACCAAGGCAUAACACAGCCUUUGUCUACUUAGAUAUUGAUGGUUAUUGGAAAACAGGAAAUUACAGUGAAAAACACUCCUCUGUUUGUGAGAGAUAUAAUGGGCAAGCUUCUUUGAUCAUCUCAUGUUUCAUAGGUGGUGCCUUAACUUCAAUUAAAGACUCGGAUGAAUUACACUUUUUAAAGGAAGAAAUGGAAAUACUUGGAAGUGAUGCGUUUUGGAUAGGUUUAUACACUAAUCAGCAAGGAGAAUUGAUAUGGCAAGAUAAUAGUAACAUUGCUUUUGUCAACUGGAAUAAACCGAAUGAUCACGGACAAAAUGAUGGAGGAGAGUCCUUAAGUAACAUUUGCAUUUUUGUGAAUAGUAGAUCUGGACUAUGGUUCAAAAGCCACUGUGAUUCUUGGGCAUCAAGAUCAUAUAUUUGUAAAAGAAACAAAAUUAUUGAAGAAUCAGCUGUAAACGCUACAAAAAUAUCAGUGAUGAAAGGAGUGGCACCUCUAUCAACACAUGGCACAGCUGCAGUGGUAGUUAUCUCAAUUAUCCUCAUAGUCAUCAGUAUAGGAAUCGCAGCCUAUAUUUUCUGUAGAAGAAGAAACAGACCACAACAAGUCUCUGCUGGAUUUGACAAUUCUUUGGCCAACAGGAAGCCCUUAGACAGGCAGUGCAGUGCAAGCGAAGACCAGAUAAUAGAUGGCAUGGCAUGA